This is a messenger RNA of Rhinopithecus roxellana (golden snub-nosed monkey), 2044 nucleotides long. It is a transcript of the gene MORF4L2, whose product is annotated as mortality factor 4 like 2. Gene Ontology annotation, cellular component: NuA4 histone acetyltransferase complex; nucleus. The transcript is spliced from 5 exons. Bases 521 to 1387 code for a protein of 288 amino acids. Gene Ontology annotation, biological process: regulation of DNA-templated transcription; chromatin organization. Lineage: Eukaryota; Metazoa; Chordata; Mammalia; Primates; Cercopithecidae. The record is from RefSeq and is a predicted model, not a curated record.
UGGUUGUCCAAUCAUUUGGUUAUGGAACAUUCUAAAACUUAGACAAGACGAUUGUGAUUGGCUGAAGGGCAUACGCCCUCCUCCAGGGUGACGUGUCUGCCUAUGGAUAUCAGUUGCCAGAGAAACCUGGCUUUACUUAUGGCGGUUGGAGGAACGGCAGUGAUCACACGUCGGCUGCUGGGAAGAUCUGGAUUCUCGUUUCAGGUCACCAUCAGAAAAGCUAAGUUUGCUGUAUAGUGAGGAUCAGGAGGUCUGAUCCUGAUUGCAGAACCUUCCCUGAUUACAGAAUCUUGGGAUUGUUGAGAGGAUUACAUGUAAAGUACCAGGACAGUGCAUGGCACAUAUGAUUUCACAAAAGUUCAUCUUCAUUGCAGAUACCUGCCUUUCUUUCUAGGUUGUAUCUCCCACUUCACCCUUCUAGACCAUCCCAGAAGAUCUAUAAGAUUUCAUCUGGGAAAUCACUAGGAGUUCUUGGAAGGGAAAGAAGGAAGAUUGUUGGUUGGAAUAAAAACAGGGUUGAAUGAGUUCCAGAAAGCAGGGUUCUCAACCUCGUGGACAGCAAUCUGCAGAAGAAGAGAACUUCAAAAAACCAACUAGAAGCAACAUGCAGAGAAGUAAGAUGAGAGGGGCCUCCUCGGGAAAGAAGACAGCUGGUCCACAGCAGAAAAAUCUUGAACCAGCUCUCCCAGGAAGAUGGGGGGGUCGCUCUGCAGAGAAUCCCCCUUCAGGAUCCGUGAGGAAGACCAGAAAGAACAAACAGAAGACUCCUGGAAACGGAGAUGGUGGCAGUACCAGCGAAGCACCUCAGCCCCCUCGGAAGAAAAGGGCCCGGGCAGACCCCACUGUUGAAAGUGAGGAGGCGUUUAAGAAUAGAAUGGAGGUUAAAGUGAAGAUUCCUGAAGAAUUAAAACCAUGGCUUGUUGAGGACUGGGACUUAGUUACCAGGCAGAAGCAGCUGUUUCAACUCCCUGCUAAGAAAAAUGUAGAUGCAAUUCUGGAGGAGUAUGCAAAUUGCAAGAAGUCGCAGGGAAAUGUUGAUAAUAAGGAAUAUGCGGUUAAUGAAGUUGUGGCAGGAAUAAAAGAAUAUUUCAAUGUGAUGUUGGGCACUCAGCUGCUCUACAAAUUUGAGAGGCCCCAGUAUGCUGAAAUCCUCUUGGCUCACCCUGAUGCUCCAAUGUCUCAGGUUUAUGGAGCACCACACCUACUGAGAUUAUUUGUAAGAAUUGGAGCAAUGUUGGCCUAUACGCCCCUUGAUGAGAAAAGCCUUGCAUUAUUGUUGGGCUAUUUGCAUGAUUUCCUAAAAUAUCUGGCAAAGAAUUCUGCAUCUCUCUUUACUGCCAGUGAUUACAAAGUGGCUUCUGCUGAGUACCACCGCAAAGCCCUGUGAGCGUCUACAGACAGCUCACCAUUUUUGUCCUGUAUCUGUAAACACUUUUUGUUCUUAGUCUUUUUCUUGUAAAAUUGAUGUUCUUUAAAAUCGUUAAUGUAUAACAGGGCUUAUGUUUCAGUUUGUUUUCUGUUCUGUUUUAAACAGAAAAUAAAAGGAGUGUAAGCUCCUUUUCUCAUUUCAAAGUUGCUACCAGUGUAUGCAGUAAUUAGAACAAAGAAGAAACAGUAGAACAUUUUAUUGCCUAGUUGACAACAUUGCUUGAAUGCUGGUGGUUCCUAUCCCUUUGACACUACACAAUUUUCUAAUAUGUGUUAAUGCUACGUGACAAAACGCCCUGAUUCCUAGUGCCAAAGGUUCAACUUAAUGUAUAUACCUGAAAACCCAUGCAUUUGUGCUCUUUUUUUUUUUAUGGUGCUUGAAGUAAAACAGCCCAUCCUCUGCAAGUCCAUCUAUGUUGUUCUUAAGCAUUCUAUCUUUGCUCAAAUUGUUGAAGGAUGGUGAUUUGUUUCAUGGUUUUUGUAUUUGAGUCUAAUGCACGUUCUAACAUGAUAGAGGCAAUGCAUUAUUGUGUAGCCACGGUUUUCUGGAAAAGUUGAUAUUUUAGGAAUUGUAUUUCAGAUCUUAAAUAAAAUUUGUUUCUAAAUUUCAAAGCAA